AUGAAGCAGUUAACCCUUGCAAUGGCAACGUACCGUCAGGACUACGACGGACGCCAACCCGGCCCGGCGCACGACUAUCAUUGCAGCGCCGGGCAGCCCGAUUGGUUCUCCAAUCCAACUGCCUAUCCACCCUAUCUGGCGUCUGUUCCAAAUGCGCAUCAGGCGCUACAGGCGACGCCUAACCCGGUGAAUUUCGAUGCCAACGCGCAGUGGAUCCCUUGUUUUAAUGUCGAAGCGAACGACCAUAACCUGUUCAACCCGACCACCAACCCGCUUACGAAAUCGUGGCAGAAUACUGGCCCUAAAUACGGCGUAAUCUAUCCCUACGUAAAAAACGCGCAGAUAUUUCUCUGCCCUUCAGACCCGCUACCGCAGAAAAUGCAGAGUUAUUCCGCCAACGCAGCCGCAGGAUUCAUGCCCGACUCCUAUGCCCAGCGUCCCUCGCAGUUCGUGCUGCUGAUAGACGAGCAAUACACGUUUAACGAUGGCUUCUUCUUUGCGCCGAACGAUUGCCCUUCUAUUGCGCACACGCAGGGCGUCAAUCUUGCUUAUUUUGACGGUCAUGCAAAGUGGUCGCAUACGGACGUAGACCCCAGAGUCGGUAUUGGAUAUUGUUCGGGGGCCGUAAAAAAGAGUUUGUUCUGCCCUACCAUCCCGUUUCCAUACUCGAUGGGAGACACGAACAACAAAGGCGAGAGUUACAUUGAUUUUUGCCGGUCGGAAUAG
Bacidia gigantensis is the source of this 726-nucleotide messenger RNA. RefSeq lists its product as uncharacterized. The record is from RefSeq and is a predicted model, not a curated record. Lineage: Eukaryota; Fungi; Ascomycota; Lecanoromycetes; Lecanorales; Ramalinaceae. The coding region runs from base 1 to 726 and encodes 241 amino acids. The transcript has a single exon.